Messenger RNA from Bolinopsis microptera, 3080 nucleotides. RefSeq lists its product as uncharacterized. Lineage: Eukaryota; Metazoa; Ctenophora; Tentaculata; Lobata; Bolinopsidae. The coding region runs from base 277 to 1191 and encodes 304 amino acids. The transcript is spliced from 2 exons. The record is from RefSeq and is a predicted model, not a curated record.
AGCAAUGACAAGCAAAGAAGGAUAACCGAUUGGACUGGGGAGGAGUGGAACAUUGGCAGCACACUACCGUCCAAUCGGUUUUGUACAUACGACAAAUACGGGUUUUAUUGGUCUACUAAAGGUCAUCUAACAGUGAUAGCAGGAAGUCGGAAAACGUUCUACACAACGACCUGACAGUGGCACUUUGUUUGUGUGUUAUUUAGACUACAAUUUAGAGACUAAUUUAGAGACUAAUUUGAGAGACAGUUUUAGAGUUUUUUGAGUCGAACUAUAACUAUGAGUCUUCGUGAGAUACCAGUUUUAGACGACAGCGCUGACUACAGCACAUGGAAGAAGAAAGUGCUAAUAUGGCAGCUUGGCACCGCAGCAUCAACGAAACAGCAAGCUAGUAAGCUGAUUAUGAACAUGAAAGGUAGACCACAGGAGGUUUCUAUAAACAUGACAUUAAAGGUGCUAGGAGCAGAAGAUGGAGUUGAUAAACUCAUUGCCGAACUGGACAAACUGUAUAAGAAGGACAGUACUCAGUCUUUAUUUAAGGCAAUAGAUGAUUUUGAGGGAUACAGGAGAGGAGAUGGAGAAGAUAUAGACAACUACAUCUUGGAAUUCCAGAGGAGGUAUAAAAUUCUCAAACAGCUCAGAAAGAACGAAGAUCUUUACGAUGACAUGGUAUUAGCGUAUAGACUAUUAAAUCAGGCAAGCCUAAGUGAUGAACAGGCGAGAUUAGUUAGAGCAACUUGCACUAGUACAUUAUCCUAUGACUUGAUGCAAGAACAGUUAAAAAGGACGUUUGGAGAUGGAUUCACAAGGAAUGAGAAUCACUCUAGUUGUAGUCUACCUUUUAAAAGUACUCCUAUGGAGGAAAUGGUAAAGCAGGAACCUGUCUUUCUAGCUGAGGAUUACAAAUUGGGGUCUGACAUUCACUGGACCAGAAAUGGGGAUCAAAGGAAUUUCACGGGUCAACCAAUGAGAGAAGAAAACAGAUAUAACCCUGAUGCUCAGGAUAGAGGACAGCAGAGAUACAACUCUGAAUAUGCUCAGAAACGAGGACAAAAGCUUUAUAUGAGGCCGAGGGGGAGUAGUAGUCCCAAGGUAUGUUGUUUUAUAUGCCACCAACCAGGUCAUAUGGUUGCUCAGUGUUCAUUUAACACAUUCCCCGGAUCUGAGGAUGCUGACCUUGGAAAUACGGAAUGAUCGAGAGAGCUGGCAAUACAUUAAAACCUUUGUUCAGAGUAGAUUUGGAAAAGUAUCUUGAUUGAGAAACAAGAAGGCAAUCAAAUGAAUGUUUUGUGUCGUUAAAUGUAUGAGUCAAGAGCGUUGAGUCAAGCAAAAGUCAAUGUUUCUAUUUUAGGAAUUGUGAGUUUAUUCAGUUUUAUGUUUUGUAAUUUGUUAUGUGUCGUGUUUUAAGUUUUUAUCGCAAUUUCCUGUCGGAUUCUAUGAUACUAAAUAUAGAAAAGAGUCGAAUGUUUAUUAUAAGAUCAAUUAUGUCUGUUUAUAAGAAAUAAGAGUAAUAUUCAGUAUGAAUAUCCAGUUCCAUGAUUCGUAGAAUCGUGUUUUAGUCGUUUUUUACGAGUUAAUUUCUGAGCAAUGUCAGGAGUAUAUAUUAUUUCGUCUCGUCAGUUUUUAUUUUAAGUUUGUAUAUUUCAUUUUAAUUUGCAAAAGAGUGUGGUCGCAGGUAAACAUAAUAAUAUAUCUGCGUAUAUAAUAUGUUUGUAGCUAAUUUAGGUAGCUAAUCCACUUUGCUGAGUUGUUCUUUUAGUAUUUAUCUCGAAUAUUUACUCGUUUUAUGGGGACGCUUUUAAUUUUUGAGCUAGAUAUUAUAACCUCUCGGUGAGUUUUUUGAGAACAAAGUAAUUUCUGUAUUGCUAGUAAUUUUGAGCUCGUCUAGGUAUAGAAAGUACUAAUAGUGUUAGCAUUUGAAAAUGCGCGCUGGACGCGCGCGCGUGUGGCAUUUAUAUUUUAGCGGGGUUUUUGAAGAAAUUUUAAUAUGACUUGUUAUGUUUUUCUCUGUAAUAAGUUCUGAACAGUUUCGUCUCGAUAGGUCACUCAAGGUGAUAAUCUGAAGACAUCUGCUCCAACGGGGUUGUUGAGCGAAAAUACAGGGACGAUUUUAAUAUUCGGCAGUUUCGUCUUGAUAGGUCACUGCGGGUGAUAAUCUAAAGACAGCUGCAGCUCCAACGGGGUUUGUUGAGCGUAUUUGUGGGUACAAGUUUAUUGUUUGGUAGAUUUGUCCAGAUAGGUCACUGCGGGUGAUAAUCUGAAGACAGCUGUAGCUCCAACAGGGUUGUUGAGCGUAUUUGUGGGUACAAGUUUAUUGUUUGAUAGAUUCGUCCAGAUAGGUCACUGCGGGUGAUAAUCUGAAGACAGCUGUAGCUCCAACAGGGUUGUUGAGCGUAUUUAAUUAUUUAAUGGAUUCGUCCAGAUAGGUCACUGCGGGUGAUAAUCUGAAGACAGCUAUAACCCAAACGGGGUUGUUGACUGUAUUUAAUUAUUUAAUGGAUUCGUCCAGAUAGGUCACUGCGGGUGAUAAUCUGAAGACAGCUAUAACUCAAACGGGGUUGUUGACUGUAUUUUAAUUAUUUAAUGGAUCCGUCCAGAUAGGUCACUGCGGGUGAUAAUCUGAAGACAGCUAUAACUCAAACGGGGUUGUUGACUGUAUUUUAAUUAUUUAAUGGAUUCGUCCAGAUAGGUCACUGCGGGUGAUAAUCUGACGACAGCUGUAGCUCAGACGGGAUCUUCGAGCGUAUUUUUGUGUAAUUUAAUAGUGCAAUCUUGAGAGAAAUUGGGGCUAGCAUUGCUGGAAAAGGAAAACCGGGGAAUGUUAUUACUGUUCACACCUUUCUCUCUCUUUCGUGACAGAAUACUUCUAACCGUGUUUACCUUUUCUAGCAAUGACAAGCAAAGAAGGAUAACCGAUUGGACUGGGGAGGAGUGGAACAUUGGCAGCACACUACCGUCCAAUCGGUAAGUAUUUAUAAUGUUUAGUUAUUAGGUAUUUAUUUGGAAUUGGUUUAAUUUGGUGGUAAAGUUAUUCUAUUAUGUAAUAAAGUAUUUUGUUUUACAGGUUUUGUACAUACGACAAA